ACUGUUUUCCUCGUUGACUCUUAAAUGCGUUGGUUGUGUGCUCUUCCUCCUCUGCCCCUCAGUGACUAUCUGUUCCAGCUGCUGCUUAUAGGAGACUCAGGAGUUGGCAAAUCAUGUCUUCUUCUGCGGUUUGUGGAUGACACCUAUAUAGAGAACGGCGUCCUUACCGUCGGAGUCGACUUCAAGAUAAGAACCAUUGAGAUGGAUGGAAAGACAGUCAAGUUACAGAUUUGGGACACAGCCCAGGAGAGAUUCCGCACUGUGACGUCUAGCUACUACAGAGGGGCUCACGGAAUCAUCAUCGUCUAUGAUGUCACUGACCAGGAGACUUUUAACAACGUGAAGCAGUGGCUGGAGGAGAUCGAGUGCAACAUCUUUGGAAACAUCCCCAAGCUGCUGGUGGGGAACAAAAGUGACCUGGUCUCCAAAAAGGUGGUGGAUUUCAGCACCGCUAAGGAAUUUGCACAUCACUCAAAGUCCGAUGUCCUUAAACAGCGCAAGAAUGCCAGCAAUGUGGAGAAGGCCUUCCUCACCAUGGCCUCUGAGAUCCAGAAGAGGGUUGCUGCGUGAGUUGACUAUCUGUUCGAGCUGCUGCUUAUAGGACACUCAGGAGUUGGCAAAUCAUGUCUUCUUCAGCGAUUUGUGGAUGACACCUACAGAGAGAGCUCCAGGGCCACUGUCGAAGUCGACUUCAAGAUCAUCGAGAUGGAUGGGAAGAUAGUCAAGUUACAGAUUUGGGACACAGCCGGCCAGGAGAGUUGCAGCACUAUGACUAGCCACUACAGACGGGCUCACGGAAUCAUCAUCGUCUAUGAUGUCACUCACCAGGAGUCUUUUAACAACGUGAAGCAGUGGCUGGAGGAGAUUGAGUGCUACGCCCCUGAAAACAUCCCCAAGCUGCUGGUGGGGAACAAAAGCGACCUGGUCUCCAGAAAGGUGGUGGAUUUCAGCACCGCUAAGGAAUUUGCCAAAUCACUCAAAGUCCAGAUCCUUGAAACCAGCAGCAAGAAUGGCAGUAAUGUGGAGAUGGUCUUCUUCCACAUGACCUCUGAGAUCAAGAAGAGGGCUGAAAGUGGCACUUUACAGAAUUAUUCUGGGAACAUGAACCUGACCUACAUCUGUUGA
Molecule: messenger RNA, 1125 nt
Organism: Clupea harengus (Atlantic herring)
Lineage: Eukaryota; Metazoa; Chordata; Actinopteri; Clupeiformes; Clupeidae
Product: ras-related protein RABA2c-like
Molecular function (GO): GTPase activity; GTP binding
Source: RefSeq, a predicted model, not a curated record